CAACAAGAUGGCGCCGAGUGGGGAGAGUGCGCCCAGUUGGCCAGGUGCUGCCGCCGCGUCGAGUUCGGCGCUAUAGCUAAACUAAAUACGCAGUGUUGUACAUUUUAGAACGUUCACAAUGGCUACCGCGAAAGACACGUCUACUUUCUUUCUGGAGGCAGAUGCAAAAGAAUUUGACAGUGUAUUGAAGUUAUAUCCACAGGCGAUUAAACUAAAAGCUGAACAGAAAACAAAGAAACCAGAGGAACUCAUAAAAUUGGACAAUUGGUACCAGAAUGAAUUACCAAAGAAGAUCAAAGCCCGGGGUAAAGAUGCGCAUAUGAUCCACGAGGAGCUGGUCCAGCUCAUGAAAUGGAAACAAGCGAGAGGGAAGUUUUACCCGCAACUAUCGUAUCUUAUAAAAGUGAACACACCUAGAGCCGUAAUGCAAGAAACAAAGAAAGCCUUCCGUAAACUGCCGAAUAUAGAGUCAGCUAUGACUGCGCUGAGCAACCUCAAAGGAGUGGGCACGGCCACAGCGUCAGCCCUCCUCGCGGCAGCAAGCCCAGAAAUCGCCCCCUUCAUGGCCGACGAGUGCCUACAAGCCAUCCCAGAGAUGGAAGGUAGCGACUACACUGCCAAGGAAUACCUCAAUUUUGUUAAACAUAUAAAGACCGUCUGUGAUAGGUUAAAUAAGGAACAAAACGGCUGUGGCAAGAAAUGGUCCCCACAUAUGGUCGAGUUGGCGUUAUGGACACACAACAUAGUAUCUGAUCUGCAGCCCGAACUGCUCGGAAAAGAGCCCAACACAAGCGCGCCUACGAACGGUGGUUCGCCCCUGCCGAGCGAUGAAAGCAAUCUUGAGCCACCGUCCACAAAUGGAAACGGCAAAUUAGCAGCAGACUCAGUAAACGAAGACACAACGACGUCGUGCACAGAAGACUCAAUGGACGCGAAAGCCGCGUCGCCCCCCACCCCCGCCACGCCGGCCUCCCCCUCCGACAACUCAGACUCAGCGUUGAGCACGCCGCGCGCGAAACGACCAAUAGAAGAGGCGAGUUCAGCGGAAGAAAACUCAUUGGGCGACUCGAUGGAUGCGCAAGCGCCGCCGGUAGCCAAGAAGCUGCGGGAAGCCACGCACUGACCCGCGCGUCUCCGAACAUCCCUCGUGCGCCUAUAAAUAGCUUUCUAGAAUAAAAUAUUGUACCUAGGUAAUUUAUUUUCAAUUCCGUUUAAUUUUAACUUAGCCUUAAGUUUUAAGAGUACCGGUUUUGUAAGUUUUAUAGGGUAUUAAUUAAUUGAUUAAAUGAUAAUUUCGGAUGCGUUUCGACGGACUUACCGGGCGCUCCGCGAGAGUAUGAGAUUGUACAAUAUUUCAAUGUGAGUGUAUUUUCGGAGUGGCCCGUUGGGCCUAGCGUUAGGUUUUGUUUGUAAUGAUUUGAUGUUUGAACGUUCGCAUCCCGCGUGACAUUCCAAUAAUUUGUACGUACGAACGGCGGCGAGGGAGCCGGAUCGCCGCGCCGGACCAGAUGCCUUGACGAGCCCGCGGCCGUCACACUCACACCAUUGCCUUAUGACACAGUCUGCCCGCAGAGUUUAUA
This is a messenger RNA of Ostrinia furnacalis (Asian corn borer), 1580 nucleotides long. RefSeq names its product protein amun (gene Amun). Lineage: Eukaryota; Metazoa; Arthropoda; Insecta; Lepidoptera; Crambidae. Bases 119 to 1123 code for a protein of 334 amino acids. The record is from RefSeq and is a predicted model, not a curated record. The transcript is spliced from 6 exons.